CAGAAGUUUCAACGUCGUCUUCGCAUUGCCAGUAUCAUGUGCGAUUUUUGCAAAUCAUCAGGCGACGGAGAUGGCAUAUUUUUUUGGUCCUAUAUCCUCUGCUCCUUAGGCUUCCUAACUCAGACAGGCAUGUCCGACAAGGAGACUAUUCGCGACCAAGAAGGCAGUGGUUCCAUAAGAGUCAUACUUGCCCGAAGUUCUCGCCACCCAACUUUUCGAAUUCUGUUUCGAUACGUUGACAACAUCCCUUCACUAUAUCCUGAUCUUUUCCAGAAAUGUGGGAGGAAGCCCAUGAAAAGAGUUCCGGCG
Molecule: messenger RNA, 309 nt
Organism: Lentinula edodes (shiitake mushroom)
Lineage: Eukaryota; Fungi; Basidiomycota; Agaricomycetes; Agaricales; Omphalotaceae
Exons: 1
Source: RefSeq, a predicted model, not a curated record